AUGUCGGUGGCCCGACACCCCGUUGAAGCUGAUGACUGGGAGUGUAAGAGGGUUAAAGGGAUGGCCUCACCUAUACUCGGAUUCUCGGAUAAGGAUAAAGUUGGAACCAUCCAGCCCCACAACGAUGCUUUAGUCGUCACACUCAGGAUUGGGGGAUAUGACGUGAGGAGGGUGCUAGUCGAUCAGGGCAGUGCCGUGGAGGUAAUGUACCACGACUUGUAUAAGGGGCUGAAGCUGCGACCAGAAGACCUGACAGCAUAUAACCCCCCUUUGGUGAGUUUCGAAGGGAAAACUGUUAUUCUGAAAGGCCAGAUUAGGCUGCUUAUACAAACAGACUCGAACAUAGUGGAGGUGGACUUCAUAGUGGUGGACGCAUAUUCACCCUACACCGCCAUUGUAGCCAGACCGUGGCUUCAUACCCUAGAAGCUGUAUCAUCAACCUUACACCAAAAGGUGAAGUACCCAUCGGAGGGUCAGGUCAAAGAAGUGGUGGGGGACCAAGCCAUGGCCCGGCAAUGCAUGGAAAGAUUUUUUCAGGUCGGCUCGGAACUGUCGCCCCAAGAGAAGGAAAAGCUGAUUGAUUUUCUCAGAAAAAAUGUGGAUGUGUUUGCAUGGGAUGCCUACGAGGCUUCGGGGGUUGUUCUGAAUUUCAUUUGCCACCAUCUUAAUGUUAGUCCGGUCGUGACACCAAAGAAACAACCUCCUCGGCGACUGUCAAAAGAGCAUGCGGAUGCGAUGAGGGAGGAGGUGAUGAAAUUAAAGAAAGCAGGGGCUAUCAAAGAAGUUUUUUACCUCGAGUGGCUGGCCAAUACAGUUGUGGUGAAGAAGAAGAGUGGGAAGUGGCGAGUCUGUGUGGACUGCACAGACCUGAAUAAGGCUUGCCCGAAGGAUCCUUUCCCUAUGCCUCAGAUAAAUUGA
Messenger RNA from Quercus robur (English oak), 918 nucleotides. RefSeq lists its product as uncharacterized. The transcript is spliced from 2 exons. The record is from RefSeq and is a predicted model, not a curated record. Lineage: Eukaryota; Viridiplantae; Streptophyta; Magnoliopsida; Fagales; Fagaceae. Bases 1 to 918 code for a protein of 305 amino acids.